AUGCCGCCUCCAAAAGCGCGCGACCUUUUCGACCUGGGAGGCAGAAGCGCGAAAGUGUCACUCGGGGUGUCAACUCGGGACCCACCAAGGACUACUGCACAAACAGCACCUGGGCCGAAAAGUUCCAAGGGAGAUGACAAGAAAGCAUCCAGCAAAGAUGCCAAAAAUCAAAAAGCAGAUGAGUUGAAGUCAUCCAGCGAAGAUGCCGCGAAACCCAAGCCAAAAGCACUUCCCAAAAGUGCACCAAUCAGAAUCUACCUCUGGCCAAAAAUCAACAAAGGAGCGCAACAGUCACAACGUUCACACAAGGAUCCAGGCCGUGAUGAUGCACGCACGAAUGCUCGUCGAGGAAUGUCCGGAUCCAGAAGGAGCACACACGCACAUACAGCGUCGGCACAGCAAUCCCAAACUGAAGUCAACCCGCCUACCAACUCUGAACUUGUCAUGCUCGGAGGGAGACCCUCAUCCAUGAGCGCUUCCGAUCCAGAUGUUUCCACCAGAUCUUCAAACUUGGGGAUCAUAUAUCAGACGCUGAAAUUUCCCAGCACCAAAAUGAAGAUGAUCUUGAUGGGAGGUUACGGCAUCGUGAUCCCAGGCCAACUGAUCCAGAAGGUACAAAAGCACCCUUCCACUGGGGCUACAAGUAAUGGAAAAAACCCGCAAUAUCAAAAGUUUCUAGCGGACUGCCAGAACCUCGCUGUUCAUUUUAGCACACCUGAGGUGAAUAUCAUCGAGGAUGCCUCACGCGCCAUCGUGCAGGUGAAAACGCCAUCACAAUCAACUUCCAAUUCCUCCACGGCACUAGUUCCUGAACGCGGAGACGCGCAGAUCUCUGCAACACACCAAGUCGCGGUGUCCCGGAUGAUCGGUGUAGACGGGCAGGUUUAUGGCCUUUCCAAAGACCAAGUUCCACCCAAUUGGGAUUUCUCGACGGGUUCACAGGACGAAAGUCAGGGGCAAAGCCAAAGCGCGAAUGAGAAUGAUGCUGGGGAGUACUCAAAGUUCCUGCGUGAAGUUGAAGCAAUCAGUCGACAUGGAACUAUCGGAGAGAGAUUAGCCCGCCAGCGACGAGAUAUCCCCCUUCCGAUCUCAGAACUGGAGAAUAAGUAUGAAAUUGCGCCCAAGGGCUCCGAGCCAAAGCAAGCGAGUAAGAGGGGAUUCAGGGUCUAUAUAAUUCGACUUCGACUGGGAGAUACUGGGCGGGCUGAAUUACUGUUGUUUGUAGAAGACAUGCCAGAGGAAGGGAGCGGCACCCUUUUUAACGUCUUACAUAUCCCUGACUGCUAUGAGCCGGGAGUUUGUGCAAUCGUCCCAAUGCAAUCACGUAAAGUCAAAUGGUGUCAAAGACCUGUUGGCUUUCGCCGCCCUGCACAUACAAUACUUCACUCGCGCAUUCGGAUCGGCACUGUUACGGCGGAAAAAUAUAAAAACUGGGAUACAUACCUGCAACCGGUCGACUUUAGAAAAGCUGAUCGGCGAGACGAAGGGUUUCCACCUUACCCCGGUGCUUAUGCAGAAUUCUUCGGAGGAAAGGAUCAUAUAUAUCCGGGACUCAUGCAUUAUUGGAGCGAUCUGACCGAUCACAGAGCUCUCACAUCCCAUAUUUUGUUUUCAGACUGGCUUCCUAUAUUGAUUCAGAGGAAAUGUAUCGAUUUGGACAAUGACGGAAAGAUUCUCAUGAGUCACAGCCCGAGAUGGAUCCUAGAGACAUAUUUGCCAUUGUACUACUGA
This is a messenger RNA of Penicillium macrosclerotiorum, 1731 nucleotides long. RefSeq lists its product as uncharacterized. The transcript has a single exon. The record is from RefSeq and is a predicted model, not a curated record. Bases 1 to 1731 code for a protein of 576 amino acids. Lineage: Eukaryota; Fungi; Ascomycota; Eurotiomycetes; Eurotiales; Aspergillaceae.